Messenger RNA from Branchiostoma belcheri (Belcher's lancelet), 1520 nucleotides. Its product is annotated as solute carrier family 35 member G2-like. Lineage: Eukaryota; Metazoa; Chordata; Leptocardii; Amphioxiformes; Branchiostomatidae. The record is from RefSeq and is a predicted model, not a curated record. The transcript is spliced from 3 exons. Bases 181 to 1305 code for a protein of 374 amino acids. Gene Ontology annotation, cellular component: membrane.
UGUCAUACUUAUAGACAGGUUGGACCGGUUAAGGAAUAGUUAGUAUGGCCAUCUUGGUGUUUGUGUAAGUCUUUCCGAAGCAGCUAGCUGUCACCCAAAAAGUAUGUUCAGACGGCGUUUGUAUUAUUGCCUUAAACGCGUACGCGAUUAAGAAUUCACAUAUGAAGACAUACAUGUAGGAUGGCAUCUACUCUACCCAAAAGGAACAGUGCAAAAAGGCCAACAAUGACACCGGGUGGUGACGGCGAGGACUCUGAGAAGUUGGAGAACAUUUUUCAAGAUCGAAAUUCUGAUGAAGAUCCGGAAAAGGGCUUCGAUUGCUGCCUCUGGGUCAAGAAACAGUGGGGCGUGGCCGCCUGUCUCCUAUCCGGCCUUUUCAAAGGUUUCGUGCCUGCGGCAUUUCGAUAUGUAGAAGACAGGGGAUACACGGAAUUCCAGCUGCACUUCUUCAACGAUCUGCUACUGGCUUCAGCCGGUCUGUGCGUCGCCGUUUACAACAAGACGAGCCUCAUCCCAACUGACUGCAAGCAAUUCCUCCGCUUGGUUUUCCAAGGAGUAGGUCGUUUCUUCGCCAUCCUUUGCCAGUUCUCUGCCUAUCGGUACCUUCCUCCUGCCAACGCCGAAAUCGUGAUGGGCCCCAGCGGAAUCGUCUUCACUGCGAUUCUUUCUCUCAUUUUUCUUCAAGAGAUACCCACCCAUGCUACCAUAUUUGGGAGCUUAUGGUGCAUAGCAGGUGUUGUACUAAUUGGUUAUAGCGGCAUGAUCAACGAGAUCCCCUCCACGACUGUCGACUCGGACAAUGUUGGUCUAGGAAUGACACUUUCCCUCGUCACAGCACUCUUAUUCGCUAUGUUGAGCGUUGACGUUAAAGGCCUCCUGGCAUCCGGCACCACGACAACGAUGGUUUUAUCAUACGCUUACAGUAUACCUACAGUGUUGGCAGGCUUAACGUCUAUCUUCAAGAGUAAAACGUGGCUGCUUGAGCCAACAGCUGCCGCAGUCUUGUGUGCAGGCCUUUUAGGUAAGUUCGGAGGAACCGUGCUACUAUACGCUGGCCUGAAGCUGGUUGAGGUCAAUGCUGCAACUGCCUUGGGGCAAGUCAACGCGUUUUCGGGCUUCGGGCUGCAGUGGGCGAUCAUCGGUUUUGUUCCGACUAUGUUUGAUGGUUUUGGUCUGACGUGUAUAUUCAUAGGAACGGUUUCUAUUGUUAUAUGGGAGGCGCUAGUCCGUCGGAAGAAAGAGAAACACGUCAGAAUCAUGGAACAAUUCAAGUUCACUCUCACACAUCCGGACAAUGACUCGUAGACUAAAGAGUGUGCCAACUGUGUGUUGACUAUGUGAAAUUAUUUAGCAUGAUAUAUACAAUUGUACGUUGUACAAUGGUUUUGGUCUAACGUGCAUAUUCGUAGGAACAUUUUCAUUUGUUAUAUGGGAGGGGCUAGUCCGUCACAAAUAAGAGUGACUUGUGACUUUUAUUACGCAACAAUGUACAAGGUACAAAGUAUGGCAGAAAUGAGAGA